GUCCCUCACACUGUCAAGAAACCAAACGACCAACAUUCACAUCAAUACGAAGCAGUAACGAAACCAGCCUGCGUGAUUGGUAGCGUCGGUCACACCUCCAGCUGUCACCCCGGCGACCACUAUUGUCAGGGUCCUGAGUCGCUGCGUCACUGCUCGCACCGCCCGGCAUCAGAAUUUCAGAAGCGUCCAUCCAGCCUUGUUUCGAUCCAACAAACCUCCAUUGACGAAUCCAGCAACUCGAAAACACAUCCUCACCUGCUGACCCUGUCACAGCAGGCCCUACAACUUGCCGCACACAGACCACAUCUCUCUGCCGCGCGAACACAACACAGUUGACCAUGGCUUCCUGGGAGUGGGAUCCCAACUACGUUCCGCCCGUCAAGCUCGGGUUGCAUUGCGCUCAGAUCGUCCUCUCCUUUGUGGUUUGGUGUCUCGAGCUCGCCGUGUUUGCGGACAAGGACUCAAUCAUCACAGGUAGAAAUGGCUGGACCUUUGGCGUGACCUUUUUAUCGAUACCAGCAUGGGUCUUCCUCGUCAUGACUCCUCGCUUCGAACGCACAAGGCGCUUUGCCAAUGCCUACGCCAUGCUCGGCGUUGACUUGGUCUUCACUAUCAUCUGGAUCUCCGCUUUCGCGACGCAAGCCGCCUACAAUACGGCUGGCAACUGCGGCAACCGCUGCAAGCUCAGCAAGGCCAUUGUUGGCUUGGGUGUCUUCAUCACCCUCCUCUUCGCUAUGAGCACGCUCGUCAGCGGGUACACCAUGCAAUACUGGAAGUUCCACGGCAACCUGCCCGGCUACGACCAGCGCAAGAUUCGCGGUGGCGAGAACAUUGAUCCCGACAAGGCGGCCUUCUCCAUGGCGCCUCAUGACGACGACGCAUAUGAGCGCGUCAACAUGGACGACAACGAGACUACGGCGUAUGGCGGCGCCGGCGCUGGCGAGCCGUACGGCCACGUGAACCCCUACAGCGCGGACGACUACAACGACCCGAACCGUUACGGCUCUCUGCCGCCCAGGAACAACGACAUGUUUGACGCCGACACCGAGUACGGCGCCGGUAGCACAAUCGGUGCUCGCCCGCCCCCCGCCCCGACGGCGUCUGACUUGUCGUACGGUUCGCGAUAUGACGACCCAGCGCGGUUCCCAGCGGGCAAUUAUGAUCGCAUCGAGCGAUAAGAGGGGACGAAAGACGAAGGAACACCGGGCGUCGUAUUCUGUACGGUAGUAUAUACUCAAAGGGGGGUCU
Molecule: messenger RNA, 1248 nt
Organism: Emericellopsis atlantica
Lineage: Eukaryota; Fungi; Ascomycota; Sordariomycetes; Hypocreales; Bionectriaceae
Exons: 3
Coding region: 339-1178 (279 amino acids)
Cellular component (GO): membrane
Source: RefSeq, a predicted model, not a curated record